GAGAAGAAUCGGACCUAUCUAACCACACAUCGAUGUCUUAUAUACUUACAGCACUGCAACUUCCCGGCGGGCCCGCCUUACACCCCCAUCCGUGUCCCACCACUCCCAUCCGUUCCGAUCGAACCUCGUCCCUCGAAGAUGGGAGAAUACGACUCUACGUAUGGAGCUGCGCACCUGGGUGUAUGCAUAGCGUGCAUCUUGUACGGAGUGACGAACCUGCAGACGUUCCUCUAUUUCAGAACCUUUCCCGAUGAUAAGCUAUGGCAUAAAGUGGGCGUGUUCUGGCUUUGGUUUCUGGACACAGUCCAUAUCGUACUGUGCGUAUACAUGGUGUACUACUAUGUUAUCACCGAGUUCGGAAACGAGUUUGCGCUUCUGACGCUAAAUUGGAGUAUAAAGGCGCAACUGAUCGUGGAGGCUCUCGUCAUCUCCAGCGCACAGACUCUUUAUACUAUACGCAUCUGGAAACGUAACUCGACCUCUUCUCUUACUAGUAAUGAGUCUGAAUGGUCGUCCAUAGUCGAUGCGUCGAUCCCGCGCGAACUCGGAGACAGAGGUAGCAAAUACCGCAUAGUCCCUGGUAUCGUCAUCGUAGCUCUCCUGUCUGGUUAUGCUUGUAGUCUUGUCUUCUGCUAUGAAAUUCCUCGCCACAGCUAUAUAGCGGAUUUCUUCGGGAGAGGACUCUGGAUCACUUACUAUGCGGACAUCAACGCAGCAGUCGUGGAUGCAGUAAUCGCCGGUGCUCUGUGUUACCUCCUUGCGCGCUGUCGCACAGGCUACACGAGAAUGGACUCGACCCUCGGUUGGCUGAUGUUCUACAUACUCAAUACAGGUGUUAUCACCUGCAUUUGUGCAGUCAUCACCGUGAUCAUGGUGAAAACCUUGCCAUAUACCUUCGGUGUAAUUGCCGCACAAGUGAUACAAACAAAACUAUACGUCAACUCCUACCUCGCCCUUACCAACGCCCGUAGCUCCCUCCGCCUCCAAAACCACCGACGUGCCCUCUCCAUUGAAUACAUGCUCCGCCCCAUCGGGCCCCCAAGUACGUCGCGCCGCUCAGACAAUAGCAUCAACACCGGGAAGGACCCACUAUUCCCCGAAGAGAGCCACACGGCUGGGUCGAACGCUCGUGUCGAGCUGUCGCCAGUCCUACAUCGCAACAGUACUAUCUAUAUUGGAGACGACAAGAAGGCGACGAUGGCGGAGGAGAACGUAUGAGUCCGAAGGAGACGACUGUACGCGACGGGCUGUGAGUGUAUUAUACGAUGCACACAGCUGCACGGACAGAUGGCUGUAUGAUCACGACCUGUGUACGACCUGUGUAUGACCC
Messenger RNA from Fomitopsis serialis, 1330 nucleotides. RefSeq lists its product as uncharacterized. The transcript has 16 exons. The coding region runs from base 139 to 1218 and encodes 359 amino acids. The record is from RefSeq and is a predicted model, not a curated record. Lineage: Eukaryota; Fungi; Basidiomycota; Agaricomycetes; Polyporales; Fomitopsidaceae.